Messenger RNA from Alternaria atra, 1026 nucleotides. RefSeq lists its product as uncharacterized. Gene Ontology annotation, molecular function: ATP binding. The record is from RefSeq and is a predicted model, not a curated record. Bases 1 to 1026 code for a protein of 341 amino acids. Gene Ontology annotation, cellular component: membrane. NCBI's taxonomy places the organism in Eukaryota, Fungi, Ascomycota, Dothideomycetes, Pleosporales, Pleosporaceae. The transcript has 2 exons.
AUGGCGCUUCUAUCAGCCGAACACCUGGCUGGUCCAGGCUACAUUAUCCUUAACAUCUUGCGAGGGCUGAACAUCGUCGCUCUUGCUUCCGUGGUUGCCAGCAGCGUAGUCAUGCUGGUGAAGACUUUCAUCAUUUCCAAGUUCUUCUUUUUCGAUGCUACGAGUCACGUUAUCACCGCCAUUGCUGGACUGUUCUUCAUCGUCUCAGAAUGCUCGCUGUUCCGCAACUUCUACGCUCGUAACUGGCCGCUCUUGAGUCCUUCGCAUGGUUUCGUCACGUUGGGUUGCGCAAUGAUGGUGGUUGGACUCAACAUGCUCGGUAACAUGAACAAGGAGGCCACGAGCCAGAAGUCGCUCAUUCUGCCUCUCUGGCGCCUGCUCGUCGCUUCGGGUAUCUUGGCCAUUGUCAUUGGCUUCUUCAACAUCGUCGCCAGCUUCGUCUUCCGCGACAAGUCUCGUAAGAUCACUGCUCGCAUGGUACGCUCCAGAGGAGCCAUGACACUCCACGAGGAUCUUGAGACACAAUCUCAGUACGACCCCAAACACAAGGCCUUCACUAUCAGUACCCACCACACUGGGAGCACUUCCUCUCGCACCAACGUUCACGGUGGUACGCCACCCAUGCGAAUGGGUACACCGCCAGUUGACUGCGGCUCACCUCAAGUCGCUUCCCCUAACAAGGAAAACGACCCCAACCGCCUCUCCCAAUUCGAUUUCAGCCCCCUUCGCGCUUUCCGAACAGCCCGCCAAUCCUUCCUACCAUCCUACCACAGUCAAUCCCCUGCCAAACCAAGUUUCUUCUCGCACCGCCCCUCAAGCUCAAUCUACUCGCGUACCACAUCUGGUGAGCCAGCCAGGAAGAAGUUCUGGCAGCGACAGCGCGAGGAGCAGGAGGAUGAGACUGCGCGCAUGCCUGAAAUUAGCUAUCCAUUGAACGUCAACCCACAGUUUGCGCACCUUGUUAAGCCAAACCUCGCGCAUCACCCUAGCGUUAGGAGGCCUGAGGCGGACUACGACAAGAUCUAG